Durusdinium trenchii is the source of this 1488-nucleotide messenger RNA. The record is from the annotation of a GenBank genome assembly. NCBI's taxonomy places the organism in Eukaryota, Dinophyceae, Suessiales, Symbiodiniaceae.
UCUUAAAAGAAAGGCCAGGACGGACUGGGCCAUGGACUGCUGACGCACGACUGGGUGGCAAUGCACUUCUCAGUCCUGGACAGUGAAGAGUCCAAGAACAUCGCCGUGGUCCACAAGACAAAUCAGGGCUACUCCGGGAAGGAUUUAUGGAAGCUCAAGCAAGAGCGCCCAGAGCUCUUUGGCGUUGCCUCAGCUGCACAAAAUGGGAAGCCUGCCCCUCCUGGGUUUGAGCAGCUGCGAGAGAUGCCAGGGUGGAUGUACCACAGGGAAAAAGCUCUAUAUUUCCAGCGAGAAAGUGGGCUACUUUACUGCAGAGAUUCUGCAACUAAUGAGCUGUAUGAAUUGCAUCAAGGAGAAGACUACAGCGGAACUUUGACGGUUCGUGGUGACGCUGCUACAGUUGCUGUAAAGGGGCAGGCCAGUCGCAAUGUAAUCAUCAAUGAUUUGCAUCGUGCCGCAUCUUCCAUGAAGCUGGACUUCUCACACCACGACAGCCCAGCAGCCAUGUUUGCUGUUUACGAUGCGACUGGAUGUAGCAACGAUCAAGCAGAGGCCGCAGCCAAAGGACUUCACAUGCAACUCUUGCCGCGCCUUGCUGCAUAUCGUGGCCGGUGGCAGAAUGACCGUUUGCAAGGGGCUCUUUCCGAUGCUAUUGAACAGUUGAGGAAUGAGAUUGCACCAGAGACAGGCAUUGCACUUGCUGUGGCACUUUUGCUUGGUGGACGGCUGACUAUGGCUGCCACAGGUGGUGCUGUUUGCAUGAUCUUUGGACAGGUGGGCCAAUCAGAUGGAAAUGUGGACAACUUGGAGGUUGUUGGAUUGCAGACUGAACCAACAACCCACUGUGCCGUCCUAGAGGACAGUCACUUGGGUGCAUUGCUCACCGUUAAUGGCAUAAGAAGCUCGGGACUAUCUGCAGCAAGGAUGCGUGCUUUGGCCAGGUCCCACACAAUGGGUGACAGACCCCGUGCUGGAUGUGUAUCACUUUUAGAAGAAGCUCAAAAAUCUGGAGCUCAACCUCCUUUGGUAGCAGCGGCAGUUCGAUUUUCUUGGUCUCGGGGGGACCAAGUGAAGAAGCAGCGUACCGAUCCUUCAAGUCUCACAAAGGUUCGAUGUCGUCACAUUCUGCUUCGCCAUGUGGGUUGCCAAGCACCGCUUGGCGACAGGAGAAAGAAACCAACACGAAGUUUAGGUGAAGCAGAGUUGCAAAUGCUUCGCAUUCUGCCCGAGAUCGCGCAUGGUGGAGCUGCUGCCUUCACCAAGAAGUGCAAGGAGCUCUCAGAGUGUGACACCGCAAUGAAGAGUGGCGAUUUGGCUGGCGACCUUGGGUGGUUGGACAAGGAUCCUGCCCGCAGUCGCAAAGUGCCGGCAGCUGUGGUUCGUGCAGCGUUCUUGCUGGCGGUUGGGCAGGUCAGCGAUCUCGUUUCAUCUGAGCGUGGAAUCCAUCUGAUCUUGAGAACGGCCUGAAUGACAGUUGAAUGCGGUUUC